AUGUUCUCUCGCAUCUCCGUCGUUGCUUUCUACGCCUUGUUCGCGUUCACAAUCCUUGCUGCCGCCAUCCCGGGAGGAAAGCCCACCACUACCACCCCGCCGGUCACCACCACGGUCACUGUCACCGCGGUAAGCACGCAACCACCUGGGACUACUACGACCGAACCCGCUAGUAGCUGCUCCACUGGCUCGCUUCAAUGUUGCGACAGCACUGAGACGGCUGGUUCCUCUGCUGGUUCCCUCCUCCUUGGUCUCCUUGGAAUCGUCGUCGAGGACCUUAGCGUCUUACUUGGUCUUGGUUGCUCCCCCAUCACCGUCAUUGGCCUUGGGAACAGCGGCUGCUCUGCUCAGGCUGUCUGCUGCGAGGAUAAUGCUGUUGGCGGAUUGAUCUCGAUUGGUUGCAUUCCUGUCGUCCUCUAG
Lentinula edodes (shiitake mushroom) is the source of this 420-nucleotide messenger RNA. RefSeq names its product Sc3 protein. The coding region runs from base 1 to 420 and encodes 139 amino acids. The transcript is spliced from 4 exons. Lineage: Eukaryota; Fungi; Basidiomycota; Agaricomycetes; Agaricales; Omphalotaceae. Gene Ontology annotation, molecular function: structural constituent of cell wall. The record is from RefSeq and is a predicted model, not a curated record. Gene Ontology annotation, cellular component: fungal-type cell wall.